GUAGCAUUUCAAUCUUACAAUAUUGCCUUUGAUCCAAAACCUGGCAAACAAAUUUCUGGGCUUUUGUGCUUUCUCACUUCCAUCUUUAAUCGGAAUAAGCUUGAACAUUUUCUUUAAUCUCUCUGUUGUUAUUGUUCAGAAAAUCUAUUAGGCUAAAUCUUUCUUUACCUCUCUUGUCUUGAUCAAAAACAAUGUCCACCCAUAAACCAACUGCUGCAGUUAUUUCAGCACAACCAGAGUCAAACGGUGAGACAAGAAACGGCCAAUCCUUCAAGUCUUAUCCUCCAGCAACCGCCCAGUUUGAAGAUAUCGUUCGAAGCUCAGACCUUUUCUGGGAAAAGCUCAAAGCUUUCCACAAAUCCUUUGGUACCAAAUUCAUGGUUCCUACUGUAGGAGGAAAGGCUCUUGAUCUUCACCAUCUUUUUGUGGAGGUAACAUCUCGUGGUGGCCUUGAGAAGGUAAUUAAAGAUCGUAAAUGGAAGGAAGUGAUAGGAGUCUUCAGUUUCCCAUCAACAAUUACCAGUGCCUCCUUUGUCUUAAGGAAGUAUUACCUAUCAUUACUAUACCACUUUGAGCAGGUCUAUCUCUUCCAGAAACAAGGCCCUUCAGUCUCAAUUCCAGAUGCUAUGAAUGGGAAUUUUGUUAAUGGGUCUGCAGCUCAAGAUGAAGGUGCCACUGUGAAUCAGUUCCCAGGUCCAGAAUUGCAGCUUGGCACCUCAGUGACUGGAUAUAUUGAUGGGAAAUUUGAUGAUGGAUAUCUGGUAACUGUGAACUUGGGCUGUGAUCAACUUAAAGGGGUCCUGUAUCAUAUUCCUCAGGCAUUUGUGUCUCAGGGUUCUAACAGUUCAGAUGUACCUCCUCGCCGGCGCCGAAAAAGAUCUCGGCUAUCGUUACAUGAUCCCUCUCAGCCCAAGUCUUACAGAAGUGGUUAUAAUUUCUUCUUCUCUGAACAUUAUGCUCUGCUUAAGCCUCUACACUAUGGGGAAGAGAAAUUAAUCUGCAAGAAGAUUGGCAUGCUAUGGAACAACCUCACAGACGCAGAAAAGCAGGUUUAUCAGGAGAAAGGUUUGAAGGACAAGGAGAGAUACAGGACAGAAAUGUUGGAAUGCAGAUCUUCUGUAGCUCAAUAGCCAACAAUGUUCUUCUAGUUAGGACAUGAAAUUUUCCAUCUUCUCUGGAAGUAGCUGCUUCUCUGUUUUGUUCCAUCUUUUCCAUUUUGUUCGAAUCAAAGAUUUUCCGACAGAUAGGCUUCCUAUGAAACUGGAAUGUAAAAUGCUGCAAUGUUGCUGCUGAAUUAAAGUAUCUAGUCUUAUGGCUUGAAA
Messenger RNA from Manihot esculenta (cassava), 1322 nucleotides. Its product is annotated as high mobility group B protein 10. The record is from RefSeq and is a predicted model, not a curated record. Bases 192 to 1130 code for a protein of 312 amino acids. The transcript is spliced from 6 exons. Gene Ontology annotation, molecular function: DNA binding. Lineage: Eukaryota; Viridiplantae; Streptophyta; Magnoliopsida; Malpighiales; Euphorbiaceae.